Fonsecaea multimorphosa CBS 102226 is the source of this 1419-nucleotide messenger RNA. RefSeq lists its product as uncharacterized. Lineage: Eukaryota; Fungi; Ascomycota; Eurotiomycetes; Chaetothyriales; Herpotrichiellaceae. The record is from RefSeq and is a predicted model, not a curated record. The coding region runs from base 1 to 1419 and encodes 472 amino acids. The transcript has a single exon.
AUGGACUACCUUUCGAACAAUCAUUCCUACAUACAAUCUCGGCAGUUUCCGCCCAGCUCGUUUCGCGAUCACCCACUCUCGUUUUCUUCGUCCCAGCUCGCCAACGUUAGCCGACACGGAUCCUUCAUUGAUGAAGAGCUGAAAAAAGGCCCGGAUAUAGUCGAAAACAUUCAAAUGCUGCUGGGUGCCGGUCUGGACCUGGGCACGGUCCUCAGGCUCCGGCAAAACAACUAUCGAAACGCCUUGAAUAUGCUAGCCGAUGCAGAAGACGACGACCUUUAUACGGCCUUCAAAUUCAUGAAUUUUGCCCAGCCUCAACCUCUUCCGCAGCAUAUAAGAGCAAGACUAUCACAGCAAUCAUAUACCUACCCUCAGUCCCGAGUGCCCAGCCUCAUCUCCGAUCGGUCCAGUCUCAGGUUGUCUGGAAAUCUCGGUACUCCAGUUCAUGACGAUCCCACAUCUGGUCUUGGAUAUGCCAGUGAUAUCUCACCGAUGUCAUCACAGUGGCCCUUGCCAGAUGAAAGGUUCCGGGCGCCUGUCGGUUGUGAUCAGGACACGACCAUGGACUAUCUGGCAACCGGGGAGGAACAUCAGCAAGUCUGCGCACCAGAUCUGCAGAACACAGAAGAUGUGACUGCAUACUCGCAGCUGCAGCAAGCCAAGCGUGGCGUCCCACCUGCCAUACCGGGCGCAAAUGAUUUGCCUCUCCUAGCCAGCGUUGUGGAUGGGACUGUUGCUCCGAGUGGAGGCGAUGGAGGGCUUUCGUUCAUGGCUACUAUGAUUCGACCACCCUUCGUCGCCGAGCAGGAUUCAUUGCGGGACCGGAAUCGGAUGCAAAAGUCUAGAUUUCCAUGCCCAGUAGAAGACUGUCGGAAAGAUUUUACUAGCCCAAAGGAAUUUGCCGAACACCUGAUUGGAGAUCACGACAAGGAUUCCACUUUCAGCUGCAUGCACCCUAGCUGUAAUCUUCAGUCGCAUCGCCUUCGGACCUACAAGAGACACCACAGUUCCAACCACAGUGAAUGCCAGAUGACUGAGGAGUGCAUACAGGUAGACCGCCGAAGAGUAAAGAAGCAUUGGGCUUGCGGUCUGUGCCUCAACUUGGACGUCGACGUGCAAGAUUUUGCCAACCACUACAAGAGCCAUUUCGAGGACGACGAUGUCCAGAAGAGCGACAUCCGUUCCUCUAACAUCAUUCGUAGCUUGCUGAUGCAAGAUGCUACCAAAGCCAAGUGGGAGGAGCUCGGCUUUGACCUCCCCUUUCCAGGCGGCCACUAUCUACUUUCUUGGGACGGGAAAGACAUCGCAGAAAUCCGCGAAGCGCUCGAGUACGAGACCUUCAGAAAUUUGUCCCUCGACAAUCCUUAUGUCGUCGACGACCUUCUUGACGAAGUGUUCAAAUGCGGGACACGCCGCUGA